UUAAUGGCCGAUCGAGUUCUCGGUCUUCGUGAUCGCGUCGAUGCUGUUCUCGCCACUCGUGGAACGGAAAUCCUCGCGCUUCUUUCAAGGAUUGAAAGCCAUGGAAAAGGAAUCUUGAAGCCUCACCAGCUUCUAACUGAGUCUGAAGCUAUCUUCUUCAAGGAUGGCAAGAACAGACUCCAUGAUGGUGUCUUUGAUGAAAUCUUUAGAAACACCCAGGAAGCGAUCGUGCUGCCUCCAUGGGUUGCGCUCGCUGUUCGUCUGAGACCUGGUGUGUGGGAAUAUGUAAGAAUCAACGUGAAUGUCCUUGUCGUUGAGGAAUUAACUGUUGCCGAGUAUCUUCGCUUCAAAGAAGAACUCAUCAAUGGAAGCUCAAAUGACAACUUUGUGCUUGAGCUGGACUUCAAACCUUUCACUUCGUCCUUCCCCCGCCCGACCCUCACCAAAUAUAUUGGAAAUGGGGUCGAGUUCCUUAACAGACACCUCUCUGCUAAAAUGUUUCAUGACAAAGAUAGCAUGAGUCCGCUCCUCGGUUUCCUCCGAACCCACCAUUACAAGGGCAAGACAAUGAUGCUGAAUAACAGGAUCCAAAAUCUGAAUGGUCUCCAAUCUGUGUUGAGGAAAGCAGUAGAGUAUCUAACCACACUCUCUGCAGACACCCCAUUUUCGGAGUUUGAACAUCGAUUUCAAGAGAUCGGUUUGGAGAGAGGUUGGGGCGAUACCGUGGAGCGAGUGAUGGAGAUGAUGCAUAUGCUGCUCGACCUUCUCGAGGGUCCUGAUGCGUGCACUCUCGAGAGAUUUCUUGGAAGAAUUCCAAUGGUUUUCAACGUCGUGAUUCUAUCUCCUCAUGGCUAUUUCGCUCAAGAGAACGUAUUGGGAUAUCCUGAUACCGGUGGCCAGAUUGUUUACAUCUUGGAUCAAGUUCCGGCUUUGGAGCGUGAGAUGCUUAAAAGGAUCAAGGAACAAGGACUCGAUAUCGUUCCCCAAAUUCUAAUCGUGACAAGGCUCCUUCCUGAUGCAAAAGGAACCACCUGCGGGCAACGUCUUGAGAAAGUUUUCGGGGCGGAACAUUCUCAUAUUCUUCGGGUACCCUUUAGAACCGAGAAGGGUAUCCUACGUAAAUGGAUCUCCCGUUUUGAGGUUUGGCCGUAUCUCGAGACUUUCACCGAGGAUGUUGCAAAAGAAGUUACUGCAGAGUUGCAAGCAAAGCCGGAUUUGAUCAUUGGUAACUACAGCGAUGGAAACCUCGUUGCAUCGUUGCUCGCUCACAAAUUAGGCGUCACUCAGUGUACCAUUGCUCAUGCACUCGAGAAAACCAAGUACCCCGAUUCCGACAUCUACUGGAAGAAGUUUGAGGAGAAGUAUCACUUCUCCUCUCAGUUUACCGCUGAUCUUAUUGCAAUGAAUCAUACCGAUUUCAUCAUCACAAGCACUUUUCAAGAAAUUGCCGGAAGCAAGGACACGGUGGGACAGUACGAAAGCCAUACGGCUUUCACGAUGCCUGAACUGUACAGAGUCGUUCAUGGGAUCGAUGUGUUUGAUCCAAAAUUCAACAUCGUUUCGCCCGGUGCUGAUACGGGGAUCUACUAUGCUCAAACCGAGAAAGAUAGAAGAUUGACUGCACUCCACCCUGAAAUCGAGGAGCUUCUCUUUAGUUCUGUCGAGAACAAGGAACACCUAUGUGUUUUGAAAGACAAGAGUAAACCGAUUCUAUUCACAAUGGCGAGGCUGGACAGCGUCAAGAACUUGACCGGACUAGUCGAGUGGUAUGCCAAGAACUCGCGGCUUCGCGAAUUGGUGAAUCUUGUUGUUGUGGGCGGAGACCGAAGGAAGGAAUCGAAAGAUCUUGAAGAACAAGCCCAGAUGAAGAAAAUGUAUUCCCUUAUCGAGGAGUACAAAUUAAACGGGCAAUUCCGAUGGAUUUCUUCACAGAUGAAUAGAGUAAGGAAUGGUGAGUUGUAUCGCGUGAUCGCAGACACCAAAGGAGCUUUCAUUCAGCCUGCGUUUUAUGAGGCGUUUGGAUUGACGGUCGUGGAGGCCAUGACCUGUGGGUUGCCAACGUUCGCAACCCUCCAUGGCGGCCCGGCUGAGAUCAUCGUUCAUGGAAAAUCUGGUUUCCAUAUCGAUCCUUAUCAUGGUGAUCAGGUGUCCGAGCUGCUUGUCGAAUUCUUCGACAAGUGCAAGAAAGAUCCCGCUCACUGGGAGACUAUCUCGAAAGGUGGCUUGCAGCGGAUUCAGGAGAAAUACACAUGGCAAAUAUAUUCGGACAGAUUGUUGACACUUGCUGGCGUAUACGGAUUCUGGAAGCACGUUUCGAAGCUCGAUCGCCUUGAGAUCCGUCGCUAUCUUGAAAUGUUCUUAGCUCUCAAGUAUCGAAAACUGGCCGAAUCUGUUCCAUUGGCGGUCGAUACCUGAUCGUGCUCGGUCCCGAAUCUCGUUAAGCCGAUGUURGCGAAAGGAGUCAUGGUUUAGGAUAUAGUGAUAGCGAUAAUAAAACGAUUUGUGGGUCUUGUAACUCUUGCUGCUCUAAAAAUUAUGCAUGUUUGAAGUUGGUUCAUUUCAU
Cynara cardunculus var. scolymus (artichoke) is the source of this 2563-nucleotide messenger RNA. RefSeq names its product sucrose synthase-like. The record is from RefSeq and is a predicted model, not a curated record. Gene Ontology annotation, molecular function: sucrose synthase activity. The transcript has 12 exons. Lineage: Eukaryota; Viridiplantae; Streptophyta; Magnoliopsida; Asterales; Asteraceae. Bases 4 to 2415 code for a protein of 803 amino acids. Gene Ontology annotation, biological process: sucrose metabolic process.